GUGAGUUGUGCGAGAGGGAGGGUGAAGAUGGUGGUUGUUUGUGACUUUCUUUGGGCUGAAAUGAAAUUAAUACAACGUAUAAAAAUGUAACCGACGACGACUACAUACAUCCACGUCUGGUCUCGAUCAAGGAACAUUGUGGUCAGGAUGCAGUCUCCAGGCCACCGGCAGCACCACCCCCUGCUGUCAGCUGAUGAUGACCCUGAGGCUGGUAGAGUACCUGGUGCCCUGGGUCCCCCGGCUGACCACGACCGCCUGUGGUUCAUCCAGGACGGCUGUGGUAUAGUCUGUGGUGUGGUGACCUGGUUCUUGGUCCUCUAUGCUGACUUUGUGGUCAAUUUGGUGAUGCUGCUGCCAAACAAGAGUUUCUGGUACUCCAUGAUCAACGGAGCGCUGUUUAACUUCCUGGCCGUCAUGGCGCUGGCCUCGCAUCUACGUGCCAUGCUGUCAGACCCGGGGGCGGUUCCUAAGGGCAACGCCACCAAAGAGUACGUGGAGAGUCUGCAGCUGACACCUGGGGAGGUCGUCUAUAAAUGCCCCAAGUGCUGCAGCAUCAAGCCACAGAGGGCUCACCACUGCAGUAUCUGUAAGCGCUGUAUCCGGAAGAUGGACCACCACUGUCCCUGGGUCAACAACUGUGUAGGGGAGAAGAACCAGCGCUUCUUUGUGCUCUUUACUAUGUACAUAGCUCUGAUCUCGGGCUACGCCCUCUGCCUCAGUUUCCUCCAGUUCUACGCCUGUGUCCACGACCAGUGGAAUGAAUGCACUGACUUCUCUCCUCCAGUGGCGGUGAUGCUGAUGAUCUUCCUCUGUCUGGAGGCCAUCCUCUUCCUCACCUUCACCGUGGUCAUGUUUGGAACGCAGAUUCACUCCAUCUGCAACGACGAGACGGAGAUUGAGCGUCUGAAGAAUGAGAAGCCGACGUGGGAGCGGCGUAUGCGCUGGGAAGGGAUGAAGGCCGUGUUCGGAGGCCCGCCCUCCUUCCUCUGGUUCAACCCAUUCACAGGCCUGCGUCUGCGGCGCCUACUGAUGACACGUACACGCCGUGGUGGGGUGGAGUUCUCUGUCUGAGGGCAGAGCAGCCAAACACAGCUCUUCCCCAUCUGAUACUCCACCCCGGACCUCUCUGGACCCUUGGACACAUCAUGGGGGUCUUUUGUACCCCUGGACACACAUUGAGGUUUUGGUGGUACUUUGACUGAUACGAUGGGGUGUGACCUGUGACCUGUGACCUGUGACUUAGAUGAUGGAGAACAGCUGUACCCCUCAUACACACUACAGGGGGGUCUCCUGAAGUACCUGUCUCUCUGCUGGGGCAGUGGAGGGGUACAAAGACUUGACCUAAUUCUCUUGGCUGUCUAUGUCUGUCCUCCACACAGAGGGACUAGGGCUGAAUCUGGGUCUGUAUCUGGGUCAGUCCUCCACACAGAGAGACUAGGGCUGAAUCUGGGUCUGUAUCUGGGUCAGUCCUCCACACAGAGAGACUAGGGCUGAAUCUGGGUCUGUAUCUGGGUCAGUCCUCCACACAGAGAGACUAGGGCUGAAUCUGGGUCUGUAUCUGGGUCAGUCCUCCACACAGAGAGACUAGGGCUGAAUCUGGGUCUGUAUCUGGGUCAGUCCUCCACACAGAGAGACUAGGGCUGAAUCUGGGUCUGUAUCUGGGUCAGUCCUCCACACAGAAAGACUAGGGCUGAAUCUGGGUCUGUAUCUGGGUCAGUCCUCCACACAGAAAGACUAGGGCUGAAUCUGGGUCUGUAUCUGGGUCAGUCCUCCACACAGAGAGACUAGGGCUGAAUCUGGGUCUGUAUCUGGGUCAGUCCUCCACACAGAGAGACUAGGGCUGAAUCUGGGUCUGUAUCUGGGUCAGUCCUCCACACAGAAAGACUAGGGCUGAAUCUGGGUCUGUAUCUGGGUCAGUCCUCCACACAGAGAGACUAGGGCAGAAUCUGGGUCUGUAUCUGGGUCAGUCCUCCACACAGAGGGACUUGGGCUGAAUCUCAAACUGAACCCUUGGCCACUAAGCCCUUUAUGGAGUGGCCACUUGCUGAUGUGUUUGAAAGUGAUCACUCAUCUGCCACUGUUCUGGGACAGGGAGAGACCAGCCUGCCCUGCUCUGCUGUGAGCCCCAGUCAGUCAGCCAGCCAGCCAGCCAGUCAUUCAGUCAGUCAGUGACACACUGGAUACAUAUUGUACGUCUAUUCACUUCUUCCACAUACUGGUGUAGACUUAACCUACUGUUCUAUGUCUACAUGAGGAUGUGAACAGGGGUAGUUUUGAUAUGGAACUGAGGAGGUGUCAAUCACAAGCAUUGUUCUGCUCUGAAGACGCUAUGAGUUGGGGCUGGACGUUAAACACAUGAGGACUUGUCCAGGACACCCAGGGAAAGGACAGAGACGCUAUGAG
Coregonus clupeaformis (lake whitefish) is the source of this 2403-nucleotide messenger RNA. It is a transcript of the gene zdhhc7, whose product is annotated as zinc finger DHHC-type palmitoyltransferase 7. Gene Ontology annotation, biological process: protein targeting to membrane; peptidyl-L-cysteine S-palmitoylation. The record is from RefSeq and is a predicted model, not a curated record. Gene Ontology annotation, molecular function: protein-cysteine S-palmitoyltransferase activity. The transcript has 7 exons. Gene Ontology annotation, cellular component: Golgi apparatus; endoplasmic reticulum. Lineage: Eukaryota; Metazoa; Chordata; Actinopteri; Salmoniformes; Salmonidae. Bases 148 to 1071 code for a protein of 307 amino acids.